AUGGGCCCCUGUACCGCCUCCUCAUGCUGCUGCCAGGCCCGUAAUCUGCCAUGGGCCCCCGUACCAACUCCUCAUCAUGCUGCUGCCAGGCCCGUAAUCUGUCAUGGGCCCCUGUACCGCCUCCUCAUGCUGCUGCCAGGUCCAGAGUGUGUCAUGGGUCCCUGUACGGCCUCCCAUUGCUGCUGUCUCCAUCGCCACACUCUGCCAUGUGCCACUUUCAGGUCUCCUCACACUGCUGGUGGUUUCCAUUUUUGUCAUAGGGUGCUGUAUGGCCUCCCAUUGCUGCUGCCUCCACCUCCACACUGUGGCUCCACACUCUGGUUUUGGCCCCGUGACUGCCCAAAUGAGUGAAGUGUGCGGUGAUUCUAAGAUCGACGGCACUCAUCUGCAUGUCAUACUGACUGUCAGUAUUAUUUCUCUUCCCCAGCAGACUCCAAGGGCAUUUAAAUUAAAGGUACAGUGUUCUGCACUAAUAUAA
This is a messenger RNA of Staurois parvus, 478 nucleotides long. The record is from the annotation of a GenBank genome assembly. Lineage: Eukaryota; Metazoa; Chordata; Amphibia; Anura; Ranidae.